This is a messenger RNA of Pungitius pungitius (ninespine stickleback), 4655 nucleotides long. Its product is annotated as liprin-alpha-3-like. NCBI's taxonomy places the organism in Eukaryota, Metazoa, Chordata, Actinopteri, Perciformes, Gasterosteidae. Gene Ontology annotation, cellular component: presynaptic active zone. Gene Ontology annotation, biological process: synapse organization. Gene Ontology annotation, molecular function: protein binding. The record is from RefSeq and is a predicted model, not a curated record.
CCCCAACGGCUCGAGGAGAGACCUUUCGCAUGCACAAUCCAGCUUAGUUUUCUCUAACAAGCAGACGCACACGUCCCGGUCUCAUGAUGAUGUGCGAGGUGAUGCCCACCAUCUCCGAGGACGGGCGAAGCGGGGCCGGCGGGGGCUCAAGCUCGCCCGCCGGCGCAGGAGUCGGGGGCGGGGGCGCCGUCGGGUCCGGCGGCUUCGGCGCCAGGGAAGCGAGGGGCGGAGGAGACGAGGGCGGCAGCACGGGGAACCUGGAGUCGCUGAUGGUCAACAUGCUGACGGAGAGGGAGAGGCUCCUGGAGAACCUGAGGGAGACGCAGGACUGCCUGGGCACGGCCCAGCUGCGCCUCCGCGAGCUCGGUCACGAAAAAGAGUCCCUUUCCCGCCAGCUGUCCAUCGCUCUGCCGCAGGAGUUCGCCGUGUUGACUAAAGAGCUGAACGUCUGCCGGGAGCAGCUUCUGGAGCGGGAGGAGGAGAUCGCUGAGCUCAAGGCGGAGAGGAACAACACGCGCUUGUUGCUGGAGCACUUGGAGUGUUUGGUUUCCCGUCACGAGCGCAGUCUGAGGAUGACCGUGGUGAAGAGACAAGCCCAGUCCCCGGCGGGGGUCUCCAGCGAGGUGGAAGUCCUCAAGGCCCUCAAGUCUCUGUUUGAGCACCACAAGGCCCUGGAUGAGAAGGUCCGCGAGAGGCUCCGCGUGGCCCUGGAGAGGGUGUCCUUGCUAGAGGACCAGCUCGCAUCGUCAUCUCAAGAGGUAAUCUCUUUAAGAGACCAAAUUAAAAGACGUCAACAAGGCGUGGACGGCGGGAAAGAUCGAUUACCCAACGGCCCCUCCGCCGGCCUGGAGGACAGCGAGUUGGAGCGACAGCGAGAAGGAGAGAUAGAGCGGCAGAGAGCUGAGCUCUCCCAGCUGAAGGAGAGGCUGGCCCUCAUGUGCCGGCAGGUCGGGGAAAUAGAGGAGCAGCUUGCAGCCGCCAGGAGGGAGGUGACGAAGUCCGAGGAGGCCAAUCAGAAGCUCCAGAGGGAAGUGAAAGAGGCCCUUUGCCAAAGGGAGGACAUGGAGGAGAGGAUCACGACACUAGAACGCAGGUACCUCAGCGCCCAGAGGGAGGCGACUUCUCUCCACGAUAUCAAAGACAAGCUGGAAAAUGAGCUGGCAAGCAAGGAAUCGCUGCACCGACAGAGUGAAGAGAAGAACAGACAGCUGCAGGAACGUCUAGACGAAGCCAAGCAGAAGCUCCAGCUGACCCUGCAGAGGGCGGAGACGCUGCCGGAGAUCGAGGCCCAGCUGGCCCAAAGGGUCGCGGCCCUCAACAAGGCGGAGGAGCGCCACGGAAACUUUGAGGAGCGGCUACGGCAGAUGGAAGCUCAGCUCGAGGAGAAGAACCAGGAGCUCCAGAGGGCGAGGCAGAGGGAGAAGAUGAACGACGAGCACAACAAACGCCUCUCGGACACGGUGGACAAGCUUCUGUCGGAGUCCAACGAGAGACUGCAGCUCCACCUGAAGGAGAGGAUGGCGGCGCUAGAGGAGAAGAACGCUCUUUCAGAGGAACUGUCCAACAUGAAAAAAAUCCAAGAUGAUCUUAUAGCUAAUAAGGAGCAACUCCUUGCCGAGCUGGAGCGAAUCCAGGUGGAGCUGGACCAGCUGAGAGGCCGGCCCGGCGCUUCUUAUUCCAGGGCGGGCAGCGUGAGCUCCCUUCCCUCCACCCUUUUCCGGAGGUCUCUCCCGGGGAGCGCCUCGGAGCUGCGGUACCCCCAGGGCGGGGGCUCGCUCCCUUCCGGCUACAGCAACUCCCCCGGCGGCGUGGUGGUCAGGCGAGCCCACCGGGGCCGCUGGGGGGCUCCCAGGGACGACAGCAGCAAGUACGGAGAGUGGGACGGCGGCGGCAUGCUCGGCGCCGGGUUCGAGGGCGGGGACGGGGGCUGCUCCGACGACGAGGACGACCAGGACACUCUGUUCGGGUCGGAGCUGCUCUCCCCCAGCGGGCAGACGGACGUGCAGACUCUGGCCAUCAUGCUGCAGGAGCAACUGGAGGCCAUCAACAAGGAGAUCAAGCUGAUCCAAGAGGAAAAGGAAAACACGGAGCUGAGGGCGGAGGAGAUCGAGAGCCGCGUCAGCAGCGUGGCGCUCGACGCCUCGCCCCUGCCCCCGUCCUCCCUGGGAGGGCGGGACAGCGUGGGCAGGGGGUACAUGACUCCCUCCAUCACCUCCUCCACGCUGGCCUCGCCCUCGCCGCCCAGCUCCGGCCACUCCACGCCGCGCCUGCCCCAUUCGCCCGCCAGGGAGACCGACAGACAGAACAGCAAAGACGGAGAGGAAUGCCGAGCGCUCGCGCUGAUCGACUCCAACCCGCCGUCCGUGCCUCGAGCCCUGCGAUUGGAGCGCAUGACACACACCCACCCGGGGGCCGGGCUCGACGACCUCCGCGAAUUCCGCAGUCUCUCUGCAGACGGCUCCACCACCGCCAGCCAGGAUUCCCUCCACAAAGCCAGCAAAAAGAAAAGCAUCAAGUCGUCCAUCGGUCGCCUCUUCGGCAAAAAGGAGAAGGGGCGGAUCGGGGGGCAGGGGCGCGAGUCCUCCUCUCUGGCCUCCACGCCCUCCGACGACCUGGGUUCGGCCGACCCGUUGGGCCUGGCUAAACUCGGGACCGGAACGGUGGAGAAAGACCGCCGCAGCAAAAAGAAACACGACCUGCUGGAGGAGGCGUGUCGCCAGGGCCUGCCGUUCGCCUCGUGGGAUGGCCCGACCGUGGUCACCUGGCUCGAGCUGUGGGUCGGGAUGCCGGCGUGGUACGUGGCGGCGUGCCGCGCCAACGUGAAGAGCGGCGCCAUCAUGGCCAACCUGUCGGACACGGAGAUCCAGCGGGAGAUCGGCAUCAGCAACCCGCUGCACCGGCUCAAGCUCCGCCUGGCCAUCCAGGAGAUGGUGUCCCUCACCAGCCCGUCGGCGCCUGCGAGCACGCGCUCUUCGACUAGUAACAUCUGGAUGACACAUGCCGAGAUGGAGUCCCUCACUGCCGCCACCAAGCCAGAGCAGAAGGAGUUCAGCUGGGACCAGAUCCUGGCCUACGGGGACAUGAACCACGAGUGGGUGGGAAACGAGUGGCUGCCCAGCCUGGGUCUGCCCCAGUACCGCUCUUACUUCAUGGAGUCACUGGUCGACGCCCGGAUGCUCGAUCACCUGACCAAGAAGGAGCUGAGGGGCCAGCUGAAGAUGGUGGACAGCUUCCACAGAGUGAGCCUCCACUACGGCAUCAUGUGCUUGAAGCGCUUGAACUACGACAGGAAGGAGCUGGAGAGGAGGAGGGACGAGAGUCAGCACCAGAACCAAGAUGUGAUGGUGUGGUCCAACGAGCGGGUCAUGUGUUGGGUGCAGUCCAUUGGCCUGAAAGAGUUUGCCGACAAUCUGUUGGAAAGCGGCGUGCACGGCGCUCUGCUGGCGCUCGACGACACCUUCGACUACACGGACCUGGCCCUCCUCCUCCAGAUACCCAACCAGAACACACAGGCGAGGCAGGUCCUGGAUAAGGAGUACAAUGCUCUCAUCUCCAUGGGAACCGAGAGGAGGCCAGACGAGGACGGCACGAAACCUUUCACCCGCUCGCCGUCAUGGAGGAAGAUGUUCCGAGAGAAAGACCUCCGCGGCGUGACCUCCGACUCCUCGGAAACGCUGCCCGCCAACUUCCGUGCCUCCGCCAUCUCGACCCCCUCCGUCACUCUGAGAAAGGUCCAGAGCGAAGUAGGUCCUAGAGGAGAGUCGGGGUCCGUGAGGACGUAUUCUUGCUGAAAGAUAAGCACACCAGGUGAGAAGGAACGAGCCUCCGAUGAUUGUAUCUGUGGCUAAACAUAGCGCCUGUGUGAACACCAUAUCAAACAUCUCCCCUCAGCGGGAGCUUUCACAGUUCCUGCGUGUUUUGUUCCAUUUUUUAGAACCACCUCUUUGCUAACCAACGGGGGGGGGGGGGGGGGGGGGGAGAAAAAAAAAAACACUUUUGGAGAAAACCCCCGAGGAAUGAAAAGUAGAAAAAAUGGACACUAGAAGAUGAUCAACAACAUUUAAGUGAGAUUUCUUGAAGAAUCAAAGACACUGAGUAAAUGGUUUCUUAGAAAAUGAUCAAAUAAUGAGUGACUGUGUGUUUAUCCAUCUGUUUCUCUCUCUCUCUCUCUCUCUCUCUCUCUCUCUCUCUCUCUCUCUCUCUCUCUCUCUCUCUCUCGCCCCACCCUGAUCCAUAGUUGUGGCAUGAUUCCGUUUGACUCUGUAGAAAGUGGCCUGUAGACAGUGACCAUCACCUGUUGUGAAUACAUCUUCUGUUUUUUUGAGUGUGAGGCGGCAAUAUUGACACAAUGAAUUUAUAGUUUUUUGAAAUGUAAAAACUGCAUUCCUGUUGAGGUGGAGAGAAAGAUGCCCCGUCAUCACAUCCUUUUCAGGUGACCUUACUAUGAUUUAGACGCUGGAACGUGGAGGUGAUAGAACAUACCCUGGCGAGUAGAAACACACACACACCAUUGGAGUUUGGGAAGAGCUUUGUUCAAAGUGAGGAAAAUUAAAUGUAUGUUCUUAAGCCAUAACAGACGUGAGAUGCACAAAUGUGAAUAGAACGGACAAUGAGACAAAAUCCGGUUCAAAGUGAGGGAAAAAAAAAAAAAAGAA